AUGCGCGGUCCUACUAUUGGUGCCCUCUUUGGGUACAUGGGCUCUACCUCAUAUAUCUCCAACACUUCGGCUGGAACAUAUGGCGGACUGUACCAGGCCGGCACUCAUGGUCCGACUGGUGGAAAGCCAUAUGGAAGUUAUGAUUACUGCUCUAUGCCCCAUCCACGCGAAUACCAACUCCCGGAACAAGCCGCCGAUGGCAAAGCUAAGCUUGUCAAGCUGGUCUACCUUCAGCGACACCAGCGUCGAACUCCUUAUAACAUCCUGCCUGGUGGAGAGGACCAAGCGUAUCACUGCGAUAAUGUUCGGCCAUAUCUCUAUGGCGGACCCAGUAGUGACAACGGAAUGCAACCCGUGCCAGUUUAUGCCCAAACUUAUGAGGACCCCAAUGAUCCAUUCAAGACUGGCGUGAGUGUCAACUCCACUUGCCAGUUCCCUCAGAUCACCAUUGGUGGUAUUGAAGAUGGGUACCAACAUGGCAAGGAUCUUCGAAACGUCUACCAGAAGAGGCUUGGUCUAAUUCCUGAGCAACCAAAUGAGCGCGUUUGGUUUAGAUCGAGUGAAUCGCCUCUUACACAAGCUUCUGCUGGGGCCGUUCUUCGGGGUAUCUGGCCGGACUACCAGGGUGCCUUGCCUCUUCACCAGAUGGUAAGCUCAGUGGAUACGGUUAAUGAGGGCUAUUCUUGCAAUGCUGUCAGCUCUACCCUCGACAAAAUAAAGUCGACUGCCCAGUGGACUGAACAUAUAAAAGUCACUGAAGAACUUCGAUCCCGACUCGCCUCAAUGCUCGGCGCUCAAGACAGUUCUUGGCAAGAGACCUUUGAUCAUUUUUGUGACAACUUCCAAGCAAGACUUUGUAAUGGCUACCGGCUGCCCUGCAGUGUCUCUAACUCCUCUGACUGUGUAACCAUGCAAAUGGCAGAGGAGGCAUUCCGCGCCGGAGACUGGGAGUGGAACUAUUACUGGCGCACGAACGAGUACGCGACAACAUACAUUCAGGUUGUCGAGGGUCUUUUUAUUGGCGAAAUCGUCUCCGACCUCAAGGGUAUCCAAGAUGGUAGUUCUUCUAUCGACUACAGCCACAUUUUCGUUCAUGAUGGUGAUAUCGGUCCCAUUCUUGGUGCUUUGGGCAUCAAUGCCCUCCGAUGGCCUGGUAUGGCCUCAAACGUUGCAUUUGAAGUCUGGGAGAAGGAACACUCUCAAUUUGCCCGCGUACUCUAUAGUGGAUACCCAGUACAGACUAUUCAUGGGCCAUUGGAUUGGCUGCCGCUUUCCCAGCUCAUCAACAUCAUGAACCCCUAUGUGCCGGAAAACAUUACUUCUCUUUGCGGCUGA
Messenger RNA from Penicillium cosmopolitanum, 1335 nucleotides. RefSeq lists its product as uncharacterized. The coding region runs from base 1 to 1335 and encodes 444 amino acids. The record is from RefSeq and is a predicted model, not a curated record. The transcript is spliced from 4 exons. Gene Ontology annotation, molecular function: phosphatase activity. Gene Ontology annotation, biological process: dephosphorylation. Lineage: Eukaryota; Fungi; Ascomycota; Eurotiomycetes; Eurotiales; Aspergillaceae.